Molecule: messenger RNA, 786 nt
Organism: Chelmon rostratus (copperband butterflyfish)
Lineage: Eukaryota; Metazoa; Chordata; Actinopteri; Chaetodontiformes; Chaetodontidae
Product: calcium-activated potassium channel subunit beta-4-like
Exons: 4
Coding region: 1-786 (261 amino acids)
Biological process (GO): potassium ion transport; detection of calcium ion
Cellular component (GO): membrane; voltage-gated potassium channel complex
Molecular function (GO): potassium channel regulator activity; calcium-activated potassium channel activity
Source: RefSeq, a predicted model, not a curated record
AUGGCGAAGAUGCGGGUAUCGUACGAGUACUCCGAGGCCGAGGACAAGAGCAUCCGGCUGGGGUUGUUCCUGAUCGCCUGCGGGAUCCUCAGCCUCUUCAUCCUGGGCUUCUGCUGGCUCAGCCCGACCCUGCAGAGCCUCCAGAGCAAGCCGGCCAACUGCACGGUGGUGUCGGUGUUGCGUCCUGAGGAGAUGUUCGAGUGUGUGUUUACCUGCGGGACGGACUGUAAGGGGACGUCCUUGUAUCCCUGCCUGCAGAUCUUCGUCAACAACUCGGAGUCCAACUCUGUGGCUCUGCUGCACUUUGAUGAGCAGCAGCUCGUCCUCAACCCAAAGUGUUCGUUCGUCCCUCCGUGUGAGAGGGACAACCAGAAGAACAAAGACAGCGUUUUGUGGUGGGAAGAUUAUUUCACCAAAGAGGUCAGCAGCCAGUCCUUCACCUGCUUCUUCAACCAGCAGAGGAGGCCAGACGACGUGUUGUGGCGCCGUUCCCAUGACACCAGCGUCCUGCUACACUGCGUCCUCUGGCCAAUGGUGUCGCUCCUGCUGGGCACACUCAUCGUACUCCUGACGGUGUGUGCGCGCUCGCUGGCCGUUCGAGCCGAGGCUCUCCAGAAGAGGAAAUGCUCCUACGAAGUGUGCCAAGACCUGUCGGGCGCUUCAGAUCGCCGCGGCAACAAGCCCGAAGACCCCCUCUCGACGAACUCUGACCCCGAGUUGUCAUCGCCCACAAGGACCCUACCGCUGUUUGCGGUGCCGGUGCGACGGCGCGAUCGAGAACACUAA